Molecule: messenger RNA, 5250 nt
Organism: Ictidomys tridecemlineatus (thirteen-lined ground squirrel)
Lineage: Eukaryota; Metazoa; Chordata; Mammalia; Rodentia; Sciuridae
Source: RefSeq, a predicted model, not a curated record
UUAGGUGUUGAAAAAUCUCCCAGGACUUUGGAAAGCUGAAUGGACUAAACAUGAAGAGUUUGAAAGCCAAGUUCAGGAAGAGUGAUACCAACGAGUGGAACAAGAAUGAUGACCGCCUGCUGCAGGCUGUGGAGAAUGGAGACUCGGAGAAGGUGGCCUCUCUGCUGGGCAAGAAGGGGGCCAGCGCCACCAAGCAUGACAGCGAGGGCAAGACCGCUUUUCAUCUUGCAGCUACAAAAGGACACGUGGAGUGCCUCAGGGUCAUGGUUGCCCAUGGUGUGGACGUGACUGCCCAAGACACUACUGGACACAGUGCUUUACACCUGGCAGCCAAGAACGGACACCACGAGUGCGUCAAGAAGCUUCUUCAGUCUAAAUGCCCAGCUGAAGGUAUUGACAGCUCUGGGAAAACAGCUUUACAUUAUGCAGCGGCGCAGGGCUGCCUACCAGCUGUUCAGGUCCUCAGCGAACACAAGAGCCCCGUAAACCUCAAGGACUUGGAUGGGAAUAUCCCGCUGCUUCUUGCAGUACAAAGUGGCCACUGUGAGGUCUGCCGCUUUCUCCUGGAUCAUGGAGCAGAUGUCAAUUCCAGGGACAAAAACGGAAGAACUGCUCUCAUGCUGGCUUGUGAAAUUGGCAGCUCUACCAUCGUGGAAGCCUUAAUUAAAAAGAAUGCAGACCUAAACCUUGUAGAUUCUCUUGGACACAAUGCCUUACAUUAUUCCAAACUCUCAGAAAAUGCAGGAAUUCAAAGCCUUCUAUUAUCGAAAAUCUCUCAGGAUGCUGACUUAAAGAACCCAACAAAACCAAAGCAGCAUGAUCAAGUCUCUAAAAUAAGCUCAGAAAGAAGUGGAACUCCAAAAAAACGCAAAGCUCCACCACCUCCUAUCAGUCCUACUCAGUUGAGUGACGUGUCUUCCCCAAGAUCAAUAACUUCAACACCACUUUCGGGAAAGGAAUCAGUAUUUUUUGCAGAAGCACCCUUCAAGGCUGAGAUUAGUUCUAUACGAGAAAACAAAGAUAGACUAAGUGACAGUACUACAGGUGCCGAUAGCUUAUUGGAUAUAAGUUCUGAAGCUGACCAACAAGAUCUUCUUGUGCUGUUGCAAGCAAAAGUUGCCUCCCUUACUUUACACAACAAGGAGUUACAAGAUAAAUUACAGGCCAAAUCACCAAAGGAGGCAGAAGGAGACCUAAGCUUUGAUUCUUUCCAUUCUACCCAGACUGAUGUGGCCCCACCCCUGGGCAAACCUAGUGAGGCCUCUUCCCCAGACUCCAAAUCAUCUCCAUCUGUCUCAAUGCAUUCUUUGGGGAAACCCACUCUUGACAGUGAUGUUAGAAUUCAGCAACUACAAGAGAUUUCGCAAGACUUGCAGAAGAGAUUGGAGAGGUCUGAAGCAGAGAGGAGGCAGCUACAGGCUGAACUCCAGUCCCGAAGGACAGAACUGGUAUGCUUGAACGACACAGAGAUUUCAGAGAAUGGCUCAGACCUCAGUCAGAAACUUAAAGAAACUCAGAGCAAGUAUGAGGAGGCAAUGAAAGAAGUCCUGAGUGUUCAGAAGCAGAUGAAACUGGGUCUCUUGUCUCAUGAGGGUGUAGAUAGCUAUUCACAUCUCCAUGAGCUGAAGGUCACAGACAGGGAAAUAGAUAUGCUAAAGCAGGAUCUACAGAACGCAUUAGAAGAAAGUGAAAGAAAUAAAGAGAAAGUGAGAGAGUUAGAGGAAAAACUUGUGGAGAAGGAAAAAGGUGUAGUGAUUAAGGCACCUGUGGAAGAGUAUGAGGAAAUGAAAAGUUCAUACUGCUCUGUUAUUGAGAAUAUGAAUAAGGAGAAAGCAUUUUUGUUUGAGAAAUACCAGGAGGCCCAAGAAGAAAUCAUGAAAUUAAAAGACACACUAAAAAGUCAGAUGACACAGGAAGCCAGUGAUGAAGCUGAGGACAUGAAAGAGGCCAUGAACAGGAUGAUAGAUGAACUCAAUAAACAGGUAAGUGAGCUGUCGCAGCUGUACAAAGAAGCCCAGGCUGAGCUGGAGGAUUAUAGGAAGAGGAAGUCUCUAGAAGAUGUAGCAACUGAAUACAUCCACAAAGCAGAGCAUGAGAAACUGAUGCAGGUGACAAAUGUGUCCAAGGCCAAAGCGGAAGAGGCACUGUCUGAAAUGAAGUCCCAGUAUUCAAAAGUAUUAAAUGAGUUGACCCAGCUCAAGCAAUUGGUGGAUGCACAGAAAGAGAACUCUGUGUCCAUCACAGAACAUUUGCAAGUGAUAACUUCACUGAGGACAACUGCAAAAGAGAUGGAAGAGAAGAUAAGCAGUCUUAAAGAGCACCUGGCGAGCAAAGAAGUGGAAGUGGCAAAAUUGGAGAAGCAGCUCCUAGAGGAGAAAGCUGCUAUGACUGACACAAUGGUACCUAGGUCUUCCUAUGAAAAGCUCCAGUCAUCCUUGGAGAGUGAAGUGAGUGCAUUGGCAUCAAAAUUAAAGGAUUCAGUAAAGGAGAAAGAGAAGGUCCAUUCAGAGGUUGCCCAGGUUCGAAGUGAGGUCUCACAAAUGAAAAGGGAAAAGGAAAACAUUCAGACUCUUUUGAAAUCCAAAGACCAAGAAGUAAAUGAACUUCUGCAAAAAUUCCAGCAAGCUCAGGAGGAACUUGCCGAAAUGAAAAGAUAUUCUGAGAGUUCUUCAAGACUGGAGGAGGAUAAAGAUAAAAAGAUAAAUGAGAUGUCAAAGGAAGUCACCAAAUUGAAGGAGGCCCUCAACAGCCUCUCCCAGCUCUCCUACUCAACAAGCUCAUCCAAAAGACAGAGUCAGCAGCUGGAAGCGCUGCAACAGCAGAUCAAACAGCUCCAGAACCAGCUGGCUUGGUUGUUCUCCAUCGAUGGCAGUGGCAAGAACCUUUUCUCAUUAGGGGCCAGAAUCUCUGGUAGUUGUGUAUCUACACAUACACAUACUGCUUCUUGGCCCCUCUAUUUCAACCAGGAAAGUCCUUUCGAUAUCUGUAUGGGUUUCCUAUGGCCACUGUAACAAAUCACCACAAACUUGGCUUUAUACAACAUGAAGUUAAUAUCUUAUGAGUCUGGAGACCAGAAGUCCAAAAUAUGUUUCACUGGACUAAAGUGAAGUUGUUAACAGGGCUGAUUCCUUCCUGAGGCUAUAGGUCAAAUAGGCUCCAUCUCUUUGACUUUCCAGCUUCUUAAUGCCAACUGCUCUCCUAGGUUCAUGACCCCUUGCUGAUCUUCAGAGCAUGUCACUUGAGCUGCUUUUAUCUCCCUAUCUCCUUCUUUUGACUUUCUUGCCUCCCUAAUGUAAGGACCCCUAUUUUUUACAUUUAAAGCCCACUCAUGUCAUCCAUGAAUAUCUUUCUCUCCAUCUCUAAACUCUUAGUACCAUCUAUAAUAGGCAACAUUCAUAGGUUCUGGGGAUUAUGAUGUGGAAAUUUUUUGAGGACCAUUAUUUAACCUAUCACAGUAUCUGUUAAGGUUUUAGUUGACAAGGUACGUUACAUUUUCUAUAUGAAGUCAAGGUUAGCUUUCCAUGGAUUCUCUCUAGCUUCCUUUCACAAGCAGAAAAUGGAUUUGAUUUCUUCAAAAAUUUAACAGUGGUGCUGGGGGAAACACGUUUUCUACAGUCCUUACUCUUGCUGGCCACAAAGUACAAAUCUAGCUCUUUAUUAACAGUUCUAGCAAUGGUGGAAUCAGUAGGAGAUGCUCCUUACUGGGUUCUGCAGGUUACUUUCCUGACAAAACAAUUAUUCUAGAUUUGUAGAUAAAUUGACUUAUAUAGUAAUCCUUACAAGUAUUUAGUGUGUUUAUUGAGCUCUCAUGUAUCAGUAGUGCAUAUGAUGUCAAUGAUAUAAAAAUGAAUAAAACACAGCCCCUGCUCUCAGAAUCUGUUCUCAAUAUAAAUUGGAAUGAUAAUCAAGCAUCCAGUUACAAUAAAAUGCCUAGCAUACUGUGCUUAAGGAGGAAACAUAUCAACUCACCAACCUGGGUGAGUCAUGAAAAACUUACUACAGGUGGUAAUGCUUGCAUGGAUCUUGAAGGGUUGUGUAAGAACUCAUACUUAUUCAGCAACGACUGAGAUGCAUCACUUAGGUGGCCCUUGGCAAUAGGCUGACAGUAGAAAAAUGAAUUAAGCAGACAGGUAUCUGAUGGGAUCAAAGAGUCAUAGAAGGGGUCAGAGGCAAGUAAGUUUGCUAGAAAAAUAGAUUGUGGUCACAGAGUGGGAUGCUUUCAUUUGAGAUUUCAGAGAUGGUUAUGAUAGAGGCAGAAAUAUGACCUUGAGAGCAAGUAGCUAAAAGAAAGAAGAACAAGUCAUAGAAACUGAAAGACACAGAUUUUAGAUGGGUCAUUCACUUAGAUGUUGAAGUCAACAAAAUGAUGAGAGAAGGAGAGAUGGAAAGGAAGACAGUGAUCAGAAGCUAAAUAAUUGUAUGGAGAGAGCUGAGAGGUAAGAAGGAAACAACAUAGAGAGGUACAGGCUUAGUGUCCCUAAUCCAAAAAUCUGAAAUCUAAAAUGUCCCAAAAUCACAAAUUUUGAGCACCAAUUUUGUAGCAUUCGUGAUUUCAGAUUUUCAGGUUAGGGGAUGCUCAACCAGGAAUGUUUAUGCAAGUACUCCAAAUCUGAAAAAAAAAAAUCUUAAAUCCAAAACACAUCUGCUUCUAUCCAAGGAUAAGAGAUUCUCAGUUUGUAUCAAAUGUACCUUCUUAUGGCAUGAACUUCAAAGAACUGAGGGUUCAAAGAUUGUCCUUUAAUAAAAAAAAAAUAGCUCAUAUUCUAACACUGGUAGGAAGGAGGUGAGAAGAGGUAUUUCUGCACAUUUCUAAACUUCUGAAGUAAUCUAUAUUAAAUGGUCUCAAUUUUCAUGAUGAAGUAGUAGAAAGGACCUCUUAGAAUGAGAAUACUUCAGGGAAGAGUUAGGAUCCUGGAUACAUGUCACUGAGAGAAACCAGAGUUAAAAUUCAACAAGGAGAAAUAAAUCCAUCAACAGCUGUAGUGAGCAACCAUUUGAGAUUGCCUCCAUAGUACACUGACAGCUAAUAAUUGAGCUGCCAGGGGUUAUAGAACACUGGCUGCACAGGGUAUGAUCAAUAACUGUCUUAUAAAGAAUAGAUUAUUGAGUUAAUAAAUAUUUAGUGAUUAUAGAAAAGUCUAAAAUUACAAAAACUCUAAAAAGUUCCAUAAAUAAAAAUUGCCAAUAAUUCACCAACUGAGGAAAUUAUUUUUUGCAUUUAAUCAACUUCCUUACACUAUUUACUAUGAG